Messenger RNA from Eurytemora carolleeae, 845 nucleotides. Its product is annotated as band 7 protein AGAP004871. Gene Ontology annotation, cellular component: plasma membrane. The record is from RefSeq and is a predicted model, not a curated record. Lineage: Eukaryota; Metazoa; Arthropoda; Copepoda; Calanoida; Temoridae.
AGAUUUGUCAUGAGACAUGAAGUAGAUCUGAGAUAAGGUUAACAGAUUAAACAUAAAAGGAUCCAGUAAAAGUUGGAGUCUUUAUAAUGGUUCCGGCAAAGACAAGUAAAACGAGGUUUAGCGGGCCCUCUCAUUCUGUUUAUAAAGGACUAGAAACUUCAUGGGGGUUCUCUAUAGCUUUGAUUGUUAUAACUCUACCCUUCUCUCUGUGCCUCUGUAUAAAGGUGGUUCAAGAGUACGAAAGAGCAGUAAUUUUCCGACUGGGUCGUCUUCGUCGUGGCGGGGCAGAGGGACCUGGACUGUUCUUCAUAGUCCCGUGUAUAGACCACUAUAAAAGUGUGGACCUAAGAACAGUCUCAUUCGACGUUCCACCGCAAGAGAUUUUAACACGAGAUUGUGUGACAAUAUCAGUAGAUGCCGUGAUAUACUGGAGAACAUCCAGCUCAGAGAAGGUCGUCUGUGUUGUCGAGAAUACAAAUCACUCAACGAAACUUCUGGCGGCCACCACACUCAGAAAUGUUCUAGGCACGAAGAACCUUUCAGAAAUACUCUCCGAGAGGGAAACCAUUGCGCAGAUUAUGCAGACGGGUCUAGACGAGGCAACGGAUCCUUGGGGUGUAAAAGUGGAAAGAGUGGAAAUAAAAGAUGUGAGGUUGCCUGUACAAUUACAAAGAGCUAUGGCAGCAGAAGCAGAAGCAGCUAGAGAAGCUAGAGCUAAGGUAAUAGCAGCUGAGGGAGAACAGAAAGCUUCACGUGCUCUGAAGGAAGCAGCUGAUGUUAUUCAAGAGAGCCCAUCUGCUUUACAGCUGCGUUACUUACAAACCUUAAACAGGAGUGCCCUGUAG